Messenger RNA from Epithele typhae, 363 nucleotides. RefSeq lists its product as uncharacterized. The annotation marks the transcript as partial. Lineage: Eukaryota; Fungi; Basidiomycota; Agaricomycetes; Polyporales; Epitheliaceae. The record is from RefSeq and is a predicted model, not a curated record. The transcript has 2 exons.
AGACUUGAGGUGACAAAGAAGUUCUACACCCUCUCUGCUCCCUUUGCCGCGUACUUUGGUGCUCUGUUUGAGGUCUUCUAUCCUGAUCUCUAUCAACGCUACCAGAAGGCGUUUGAUGCAGGGAGCUGGAUCCCUCAUGACCCUGGACCUUGGCUUGGACGUGCCCUUGUCUGGAAACUCCCUCUCGACCUCCACUUCGACCAUGGUGACAUUGGGCCUACUCUCACUAUUCCCCUUGGUUUCUUCCAUAAUGGCGAGAUGGAGUUCCCUGCCCUUGGGGCAUUGGGCAGGUACCGUGCUGGAGACAUUAUCCUUGGCUGGGACUGCAAAUUUGCCCACAAGGUUCGGGACUGGAAAAUUGCU